Molecule: messenger RNA, 7134 nt
Organism: Leptomonas pyrrhocoris
Lineage: Eukaryota; Euglenozoa; Kinetoplastea; Trypanosomatida; Trypanosomatidae
Exons: 1
Coding region: 1-7134 (2377 amino acids)
Source: RefSeq, a predicted model, not a curated record
AUGGACGCCACGCCGGCUGCUGAGGGGGCUGCGCUGCACGCCACCCCGAGCAGACCGUUGCAGGGCGAUGGGACUGCUUCGCGGGAUGGCCAGAGAGCGUUGGAUGGCGGCAAUAAAAUUCUCGAUCGUCUGCUUGACUACGCUUGCGCGCUGCGGCGUAUCGAGGGUGCCCGUGAUCGCUGGCAUCAGGCAUACGCGCGCUCGGUCGGCACGCAGUCGAUGGAUGGCCUCGUGGGUGUUGUGGACGAGUCGCGUCGACUCGCUACUUCACCUGCACUGACUGUCCUGGCGGGGGUCUCGGAGUCUUCACCGCUUCCUGAAGGCGUGGGAACUGCGGUGAAUACAGAUGUUGACGUGGGCGAGAACGCUGCUGCGAAACCGCGAAAUGAAUGGAGUUCUGUGCGCUUGACUAGCAGCGACAGCAGCAGUGUGACCUCGCCGCGACGUCAUAAUUCUCUGCUCGACGCCGCAGCACCUGCAGCACCUGAUAGCGUCGGCAGCAGCCAGACCGCGACGGCUCUCACCGUACGACACAAGCGAGACGCGCCGCAGCGGCCCUCUCCGCCGCUGUACGAACUCUCCUCGAACAGCGAGAGUGCGAUCCACCCCGGCAAUCAGUGUCUCGCCAAUCAGCUGUGGGGGCGGCAGCUCAGCCUUCACGCGGCGGAGCUCCUCCGGCGGCUUCUGCGCCGUGAGCGGGACCAUCGAAAGACGAUUUUGCUGCGGGAGAUUGAGGCCCGUUACGCGGUGCGGUUGUACGAAGCCUCCGACGCGGCGCAGCGAGGUCUGGACUUCUUUGCAAAGGCGCAGGACGACGUGAGUACGAGCCGCAGCAGCACCUUUGCACUUCCUGUGGAUUCUACUCGGCGUGCCGCCACGCUGUCACCGCCGGUAGCUCCAACGCUACAUCCAUUGGGCGGCGCUGAAACGCCAAAGUUCGAGAAAUCGACGAGCUCAAAGACGGAAGGGAGGGCGGUGCGGCGCGGAACGUCCUCAGCCUCAUCGACGGAGCCGAGCAGCAGCGGCACCGGCGGCGGCAGCGUUCGGAUUCCUCGGCGCGGCGAGCGAUCAUCGCUCAACGACGGAGUGGGAGAUGCGCAGCGGGGCACUCCACACGUGACGACUCCGCAGCCUUCAUCUUCACCGUCGUCAUCCUGUACGGACGCGUCGUCCUCGGUGGUAUUCGCACGGCCUACUCAGCCGCAAUCACUUAACAAAACGAAGACGACAGCGGAGAGAAGCGACGCUCCCGUGGCAGAGGAGGCGGGUCUGGUGACGUCGGUGAAGUCGAGUGGGGAUUGGGAAGAAAGCGCAGGCCAGCCGCCGUCUUCAGGCGACCGCAACGCGCCUGCGCCAUCGGAGGCUGUUCAUACCACGAGCACUACUCCAGCUCAAACACUGCAGCAGCCACGAGUACCUUCUGGAGCCGCGGACAGCGCAGUGACUCACUUGGGCGAGAGCGCCGAAGGCCACGACUCGAAGGAUGUGCACGCUGACGGUAGCGUUGCGGGGCGGCGGGUCGAGGGUACAAGAGUGAAGUCUUUUCACGCUCUGUCAGACGGCUCAUCCAGUGCCGAUCGUUCUGCUCAGGCAGGGUCGUCGGCAACAUCGCGAAGCGGGUCGGUCGUUCUUGGUGUACCUUCGCAGCUCCCCGCAGUGAGCGCAGAGGCGCUGCCGCACACGGCAUCGUCGUCAUCGGCGUCUUCCUCGCUGCCUGCCUUCUCCGUCGUGCCUGCGUCUCCGCUUUUCGGGCAGUGCAGCGAGAUGGACAGCAAGGACGGAGCGGGUGAUCGGACACGUGUCUCACAGCAAUCAGCAGCAGCCGGAACGCACAACCAAGACAUCACCGCGUCCAUCACCGACAUCGGCCUGCCAGCACACCGGGUCCGCGGCUCCAGCUUUUCAGAUCUGUGGACGCUGGACAAGGACGAAAGCGAAGAAGACGACGAGGCGCUUGAUGUGGGCCGUGUGCGCAACGAUGGCACUUCAUCUCUGCCACCAACUCCUUCCUUUCCGCCUCAGCCAGCGCCAGACACAGGCGUGGGCCGCGACAGCGAGAGCAGCACGACGUCGAGUGAAGCGUUCACGGUGCAGCUGAGCGGAAAGAAACUGCAAGAAGGCGAUGGUGGACGUCUCGAUGAACGGAGACGAAGUAGCAGCGACAAGGGCGAGGAUCGCACGGCCGCACCCCUGCAAGCAGGCACGUCCGCCUGCGCUCCUCCUCGUGUCGCUCGCCCUGACUCGGUCAGAAGCACAAGCGGGCUGCCGAGCAAGCACUCGUGCAAUCUCAGUGGUGCAUCGGAGGUAGAGCCGCGGCCAGCCAUCGUUUUUCUCCACACGGACACGGACACGGAGGCGUGGGCGCGAGUGCAGUCGGAGUGCGACGACGAACCGCAGCCCUCCCUGUCCGCGCCACAGCCGUCGGAACCGUCGCCGUCGCCGUCGCCGCUGACGCAGCGGCUGAGUGCAUGGGAGACGGCGACGACUGGUGAGGCCUUGCAACCUGCCGCAUCGCUGAGUCCUCCGCAGGCGCUUCCGUACGAAGAUGAAGGUCACCCUCCUCCUCCACCGCCUGAUCAGAACCCUCCCGCCUCCGCGGAGCCAUCGAGGGCCUCCUCGUUUUACUUCUCUCUUCCAGCGCAGAGCAUGCCACGCGCCUUCAGCAGCGGCGGACUGCCACAUGGGCUUUCGUCUCAGGAGUUAGCUGAGUCGGCCCAUGCGAAGAAGGACGCUGUGUCGCCGCUACACGAAGGUGGGAAAGCCAAGCGGCCGAAGAGCGCCACAAAGGAUAAGCCGCACGCGUUGAGCAACAGCGGCAGCAACAGCAGCAACGAUGACACAACCCCGUACCACCGAGAGGCGCAAUUCGCCGAGGAGCCGCAUCCGUUUGCGCAUCGGCCGUCGUCUUUCCGUGACACACAGCGAGACGUGGAUGAAGAGACAUCAACCUUUUUCGAUAGCGCGGAAGAAGAGGAGAGUACCACCUUCACCGGCCUGCCCUCACGGCAGCGGGAUCAACGAAGGCAGCAGCAGCAGCCGGGUGUGUCGUGGACGAUUCCACUAGACUGGGCAGACAGCGGACGGCGUCAAAAGGUCCACGCGGACCCCGACAACGUCACCAAUCCCCGUCCCUCCCGCACCCCCGCUGCCGCGGAUGCCUCGGCAACUCCGUCGCCGUCUCACCUCCCUUCACCGCACCGUAGUCAUCAUCACCGCACCUUGCCACGUCAUCGGCUGCCACCGCAUCUGCAGGCGAAUCGCCCCCGCGCGCGUGUCCUCACACGUGGACUCCGCCCGGUAUUCUUCAGCAGUAGCAGCGGCAGCAGCAGCGGUACUGCUGGAAACGACGACAACAAUAGCAGUGAUUUUCAUACGGGCUCGAAUGCCUUUGAUGCGGCCUCGCUGCUGUCACAGGUUCCGCGACCGGCAGGCCCGUGGUACGCCGCACCCGCCCCACGGCUCAAAAGGCACCACGUCGCUCGCAGCGGCGCCACUCGUAAGGCGAGGCCGUCGCGGUCGUGGCGGCAGAAACGGCCACCGCCGCAGCAGCAGCGAGAGACAGCACGUUCGUCAGGCGAUGACGACGACGACGACGACAUGGUGGGGGAAGGAGGUAGGCACAGGGAUGUGGAGGUCUCUCCCGUGCGGCGAACGGCGGUGCAAGGCGGGAGCGCCUCCGUCCAGACCCCAGCGGGUUACGCACAGCAGCAACAGGCGUCCGCACGCGUGCGAGGAGGGCCGUAUGCCGUCCCGGCCGGGCUGGCCACCACUCCAUCUCCUGCCAGGCCCUUUUCAACCCCUGCCCCGUCUGCCCUUCAUCGUUCUACUACAACGGAGGCCAACGCACCUUCGCGAAGCCCGCAGCAUCGACCACAGCCGGCCGGACCGACCUAUGCCGAAUUGCAUGAACGGCGACAAGCGUAUGAGGCCCAGCACCAGCAGCAGCAGCGUCGAGUGUCGCCCUCCACUGGUCACCGCGCCUCCUACGCACAGAUUCAAGGCCACCCAGCAGACGUGCCUGCAGCCACCACUGAAGCAACAUCGGAGGAAUCGCCUCCCGCACAAGCAGGCACCGCAGCAGCAGCAGUUGGCGACACGGUGAGUAAGGCGGUGGUGUGGCGGUUGACGGGUGCGCCGCUUCCCCGCUCCGCCGCGUCGCAGAGAGUAAAAGAGGAUAGCCUCGCUUCAGCCCCAACGCCGACUAUGUGGCCACCACCACCAGCGCCCUCAUCCGUGGCGGCCACCCCGUCCCGACCUGCUGAGGUGGAGCGUGCGCCGUCGUUGUUGCCGCUCGCGGAAAGCGCCACGGAUUCUUUGUCUUCCUCGCCGCGGCACGGCGCCACCGCGACCGCUCCCCGCGGAGCCAAGUCCCGACCGCCGACGGACGUCGUAGGUGAGGACAAAGCGGAGGCGGAAGGGACGGACCUGCGUGUUGAAGAGGCCCGUCGUCGCUUAAUGGACGACGUACGCACCUCCUCACCUCCCCCUCCUGUUUCUCCAGUUGUGGGAGACGAAGAAAACGUACGCCUUCAGUCAGGGGUCAUCAACGCAGUGCCGCAGCCUUUCCGAGAUAACGCGACGUUCAAUGCAACGGAAGCGGCUUCGAUGUCCACGAGCCCCGGCAGCGCUCACGCAGGCGCCACGGGUGACGAAGCAGGUAAACCGAUGAACGCGCCCACACCGGCAGUGCCAAUCCCCGCAGAGACAAACACUCCGUCACCAGAGACCACACCGCCUUUACCACUCCCACCACUGUCGCCAACGCAAUCCCUACCUCGUCCCGCUCUGAACAUACAAGAGGCGGCGGAGGGGGGAAAGGAAGGAGAAGGGCGGAGACGAAGUAAAAAUUCGGAGGCACCGACAGCCGCCUCGGAGGCGAUGGAGUACACGAUGGGGCUGACCAACUCGAUGUUGUACGGACGCGCCUCCACGGCAGCGGAGUGGUCGCGGUCGACUUCGCACUCGACGACGCCGGUGUUGCGACAUCAGCAGACAACACACCAGCCCUCAGUUGCAGCAACGCGAGGGGAAACCCCCGCUGACGAAGGACGCACACGUGAACAUGACGAGUCAACGAAGGAAGGCAGUGAAGAGGAGGGCACGGACGAUAUCCACGACACCCCUGUCCACCCCCGUGUGGAGGCUGAAAAGAAGAAAGAGGAGGAGGGCCUCGCCGAUGCUCUGCAGGACACGCCUCGAGCGUCGACGCCGUUUGCGCCCACCGUGGCGCCCGGCAGCCCGGGGCCACCACCGCCGGUGAGUCGGGAAGCGAGCGGGCUCACCCACCCAGAAAAGGAGUCGACAGGAAAUACUACGGCGGAAAGCCUCGCACAGCCUCGGGAAACGAAAGAAGCGGAAGACGUCGCGACCUCUCCACCUUCGCAUUCCAUUACCACUCCUGAAAAAGAAGCUGUAGAAGAGGACGAAAAGCGGAAGGAGCUGCACGAGGCGAUGGAGCAGCCCCCUUUGGACGCCGAGACGCUAUCACCGACGCCGGUCGAGGGCGUGAGCGGUACUCCCUCUUUCACCUCCCACCCAAUGCUGUCGCUGCCAACCCUACACGCGUACGAGUCUGCGCUGGCCGCCACUACGACCACCAUCACCGCUCCAACUGCACCAGCCGCAGAGGCGAGGAUCGGCAAGGAAACAGGGAGCGCGUUGGGCGCAGAGCCGUCCGCGGCAGCAAAAGCCCCUCUCCCGUCUCCUGAAGCUCCGACGUCGCUUCCAACAGAACCAGCGAGGGCGGAUGGGCCGCAACAGCCACCGUCACCACAGCAGGGAGGAGCGCACGCCGCGUUCGUAGGAGUGGACUCCACAUUAGGUCCGCGGAACAAGGUGGAAGGGUCGGUUUCUGAUCGUGUCACCGCGACGGGAAAUACGGUGUCCACUGCGCUGCCAGGUCACGUCAUCGACGACUCUCAGCAGACACCCGCAUCACGUCAACAGGACGAGCGCGUAGAAGACGAUCGUCGGCUUCCGUCGAUGCACGUUGGGCCCACACCCUACCCUGCCGCCGCCGCUCGUGGUCAACCACCUGAGAGUCCACCGCCUUUCUGGGAAGAUGUUCGAGAGCCACAGCACGGCACACCAACGGGUGAACAGUCACAAGAGCAGCAAUUGUCCGCCUUAGCGCAACGCCGCGCUGAGCUGGAGCGGCGGCUGGUGGACCUCGAAGCACAGCUGCGCCAUCGGCAAGAAAAUGCACUGCAGUCGUCGGCGCCUGACUACUUCGAAUCAGACGACGUCGCCUUCCACAGUGCUACCGGUAGGUUGGGUGUCCGCCCUGGUCGUCCGCCGUCUUUUUCGCGUGCCAACACGGCCGCCGUAAGCAGGAACAGCAGAGGUGGACGUGGAAGCGGAGUGUGGGGACGAGGCGGCAGCAGCGGAAGAGGAGGAGUUUGUGGAGGUGGCAGGAACAAUAGUGCUGGUGCUACGCAGCGAGAACCCGAACAGCAGCAGCAGCAGCAUCUGCAUCGCAGCCCCGCCGCGUCUCCAUCGCCACGCUCUGCAAUUCAGUGGACACCGCGGCCACACCCCACGCGAGAUCCAGCCGCAGCAUCAGGAGCAGAGUCUGACUCUACCGCACACGGCCGCGUCUCGCACGCUGCCGUGGGUACGACCGGUGACGUGCGGGGAGGGCGUAGUAUUGGCCAACCCCCCAGCAGCUCCCUCCCGCCUGAUGCACGGACGGCACCGUCAGCACCCGCUGUAGCCGCGCCCUCGACGUCGACGAUCCGUCCGCGGCUCUCUGCGUCGCCGGCGGCUGCCACUGCGGUGGUAGCGGCGGCGGUAAGAAGCGACGAGCACCCGUACUCCCGCACGGAGCACCGCGGCUACGGCUUCGCCAACGCCGGCUCCGUCGGCUCUCCCGCCGGGCCGAACUAUCGCCGCACGACCACCGCCUUUUUAAUCAGCGCGGACUGGCGGUAUCAGCGCACGUACGUGGACACCGUGUUCUUCCCGCAAGUGGUGGAAGGAGCGCGGAGUUCACACGGUGCGUCGAAGGUGCCGCAACCAGCGGAGGAUGGAGAAACACCGCAGCAGCCGCGGUCGUCAUCGUCGCAGAGCGUGCCGCCAGGUGAGAGACACGGCGGCGCGGAUGUGUUUGCGUGUCGGCCUUUUCGCUUCCCGUAA